This is a messenger RNA of Manis pentadactyla (Chinese pangolin), 1392 nucleotides long. RefSeq names its product aldo-keto reductase family 7 member A2 (gene AKR7A2). Lineage: Eukaryota; Metazoa; Chordata; Mammalia; Pholidota; Manidae. The record is from RefSeq and is a predicted model, not a curated record. The transcript is spliced from 7 exons. Bases 25 to 1128 code for a protein of 367 amino acids.
CCCCAGUGCGCAGGCGCUGAUGUCAUGCUGAGCGCUGCGUCCCCUGCGGUGGCUCGCGCCGCACUCCGGUUUUCGUGUCGCCCGGGACCGCUCGGGGCUCGAGUCGCCGCAGCUGCUAUGUCUCUGCCGCCGCAGACCGCUUCGGGCUCCCCAAUUUUGCCCGCCACUGUGCUGGGCACCAUGGAAAUGGGGCGCCGCAUGGACCCGCCCGCCAGUGCCGCGGCCGUGCGCGCCUUCCUGGAGCGCGGCCACGACGAGCUGGACACGGCCUACAUGUACAGCGACGGCCAAUCCGAGAGCAUCCUGGGCGGCCUGGGGCUCGGGCUGGGCAGCAGCGACGGCAGAGUGAAAAUCGCUACCAAGGCCAAUCCCUGGGAAGGGAAGUCGCUGAAGCCUGACAGUCUCCGGUCCCAGCUGGAGACAUCCCUGAAACGAUUGCAGUGUCCCCGGGUGGACCUCUUCUACCUACAUGCACCAGACCAUGACACCCCUGUGGAAGAGACACUGCGUGCCUGCCACCAGCUACACCAGGAGGGCAAGUUUGUCGAGCUUGGCCUCUCCAAUUACGCCUCCUGGGAGGUGGCCGAGAUAUGUACCCUCUGCAAGAGCAAUGGCUGGGUCCUGCCCACCGUAUACCAGGGCAUGUACAACGCCACCACCAGGCAGGUGGAAGUGGAGCUCUUCCCCUGCCUCAGGCACUUUGGACUGAGGUUCUACGCCUACAACCCUUUGGCUGGGGGCCUGCUGACUGGCAAGUACAGGUAUGAGGACAAGGACGGGAAGCAACCUGUGGGCCGCUUCUUUGGGAAUAGCUGGGCUGAGACCUACAGGAAUCGCUUCUGGAAGGAGCACCAUUUCGAGGCCAUUGCCCUGGUAGAGAGGGCCCUGCAGGCUACUUACGGCGCCCGCGCCCCCAGCACGACUUCAGCUGCCCUGCGAUGGAUGUACCACCACUCGCAGCUCCAGGGUGCUCACGGGGAUGCGGUCAUCCUAGGCAUGUCCAGCCUGGAGCAGCUGGCACAGAACCUGGCAGCAACGGAGGAAGGGCCCCUGGAGCCAGCCAUCGUGCAGGCCUUUGAUCAAGCCUGGCACCUCAUUGCCCAUGAAUGUCCCAAGUACUUCCGCUAGGCCUCAACACGCCUCAGCCUGCCAAAGGUUUCUUUCUUAUCUUUUUUGCCACCUUUCCUCUUCUCUCACCCUGGCCGGUCUUUGCUUUAAGCUCAUUUAGUGUGGUCUUUCUUGAUUGUCUGGAUGUAAGCAUAUUUUUCUAGAUUCCUGUCUGGCUCCCAGUUGACUUCAAAGGCUGUGGCUAAGCCCUACUUUGGCAAUUCUGGUCUGAAUAAAGCAGGCCUUGACCUGGCUGUAGCCCAGGCCCUGAGUAAGCCCCACAAA